Molecule: messenger RNA, 234 nt
Organism: Symbiodinium necroappetens
Lineage: Eukaryota; Dinophyceae; Suessiales; Symbiodiniaceae
Source: the annotation of a GenBank genome assembly
AUGGCCAUCAACGAGCGGGAGAACCGGCGGCUGGCGCCUUCGGACGCUGUGCUAGUGGAGGAGACCAACCAGCCGCAGACCAUGCGCGUCUGGCCCGGGCUGAGGGUCGUGGGUGUCGGCGUCACGGUGGCCAAGGGCUGCUUCGUCAUGGUGCGCGAGAUCGGCGAGCGCUUCCUGCUGGAGUGUCCUGCGAGGUUUCGGAGCAAGGUCGGAAUUCCGACCUUGGUAUUUUGA